This is a messenger RNA of Paraphaeosphaeria sporulosa, 1111 nucleotides long. RefSeq lists its product as uncharacterized. The record is from RefSeq and is a predicted model, not a curated record. The transcript has 4 exons. Bases 124 to 891 code for a protein of 255 amino acids. Gene Ontology annotation, biological process: nucleocytoplasmic transport. Lineage: Eukaryota; Fungi; Ascomycota; Dothideomycetes; Pleosporales; Didymosphaeriaceae. Gene Ontology annotation, molecular function: GTPase activator activity. Gene Ontology annotation, cellular component: cytoplasm; nuclear pore.
CUUCUGUUUAAAUUCUGGUCUACGGCCAACAACACGCCCCAUACACACAGCACCCACCAAACCGCUGCCCGCCGACAGCCUCACAUCCCUAGUCUAUCCACUCUCUCAAUCUUCUCUGCAACCAUGGCCGACGCCAAACCUGACCCCGCCGCCGAGCAGGUGCAGGCUAGCCCCUCCGCCACUCUCCAGAAGGACGAGACGGCCAAGGUGACGACCGACAUCACCGACGCAAAGCCCGCCGAGGACAAGCCUGCUGCUGCUGCCUCCACCGUCACCGAGACUGUGGCCAACGCUGCGUCGACCGCCUCCACGGCCGUCAAGGACAAUGUUUUUUCCAUGUUUGGCGGUGGGCCCAAGAAGGAGAAGAAGGACGAGGUCGACGACGCGGACGAGCCUUCGGGCGCAUCCAAGCCCAAGGGCGAGGACGAGAACCCCGAGAACGAGGAGCCCGAUGUCGACUUCCAGCCCGUAGUCCACCUCACCGAGAAGGUCGACGUCAAGACCAACGAGGAGCUCGAGGAGCAGACGUUUAAGAUGCGCGCCAAGCUGUUCAAGUUCGACAGGGACUCGCGGGAGUGGAAGGAGCGGGGCACUGGUGACGUUAGGUUACUGAAGCACAAGGAGAACGGCAAGACCCGUCUCGUCAUGCGCCGGGACAAGACACUCAAGGUCUGCGCCAACCACUACGUCGUGCCUGACAUGAAGCUCUCUCCCAACGUCGGUUCCGACCGCAGUUGGGUGUGGAACGCCGCCGCCGACGUUAGCGAGGGCGAGCCUGAGGCUCAGACCCUUGCUAUCCGCUUCGCCAAUAGCGAGAACGCCAACGCCUUCAAGGAGGCUUUCAUCAAGGCCCAGCAGGAGAACGAGGCGCUGUUCAAGGCGUCCGAGUAGGAGGUAGUGGUUUGUUGGAGCAGAGCACGCAUGUCUUGGACGACGGACGAUGGAUGAUGGAUGAUGGAUGAUGGAUGAUUGUGAUGGAAUGAAAUUUGGACUUGGUACUAUACACCCCCCGGCGGCUGAGAUCCCCCUUGCACAUAGAUAGUAUCUACACGGCCUGACCAUGUGGUCUGCGGUCGCCCCCACGAUAAUUGAAUAAAGAGUUCAGCUCGUC